CAAUCUGGAACAGAUCAUACAGCAUCUCUCUGUCGUGGGAGCAGAAUCUGAUCACCGUUCCAAAAGAUUGAAUCUCCUGAUCUGCAAUGACAGACUAUUACGGUUUUACUGGUGAUUAUGACACUGACAAUUACACAUUUGAUAUUAAUUCCUUACUGCCUACAAGGACUCCAUUACAAGAAACUCUGACAACGCCGUAUGAAUGGGCAGCCUUGGGCAUCUUCAGUCUAGUGUUUGUCAUUGGCGUGCCUGGUAAUGGCUUGGUAGUGUGGAUGACAGCCUUCGAAAUGAAGAGAACAGUGAACACAGUGUGGUUUCUGAAUCUGGCCGUGGCGGACCUCUUAUGCUGCUUCGUUGUCCCAUUUUCGAUUAUGGAACUAAUUCUACAGAAAAAAUGGCUGCUCGGCCUCUUCGCUUGUAAGACUCUUCCUUCCGUUCUGUUGGUGAAUAUGUAUGCCAGCGUUCUCCUCCUCACCUUAAUUAGUAUAGACCGCUGUGCCUUGGUCGUCAGGCCAGUAUGGUGUCAAAACAAAAGGACCGUGCACAAAGCCUAUGUGGCAUGUGGGGUGGUUUGGAUAUUUGCCUUUGUUCUGACCAGUCCAUCCUUUAUAUUCAGGCAAACAAUUCUGCGAAACAGUAUAACAAAAUGUAUUAUGGAUUACACAUAUCUUGGUGAACACCAACAGAAGGUUGAAAACUUCAUAGCCAUUUUCCGUUUUCUCGUGGGAUUUGUAAUUCCAUUUUUUGUCAUUACAAUCACUUAUAGUGUGCUAGUGUCAAAGGUCAGAGGACGAUUUACCGAGUCGAGUAAGACCUUGAAAGUGGUCCUCGUGGUGAUAACUGCAUUUUUUAUCUGCUGGUUUCCAUAUCACGUGGCAGGGCUUAUUUUAGCGGCACAUAACAUUAAAUCAGCUUUAUAUGCGUCUGUUCUAGUCGUGGACCCUCUUUUAAUUGCCAUAGCUUUUAUUAACAGUUGUGUAAACCCAAUCAUUUAUGUUCUGAUGGGACAAGACUUCAAGAGCAAAUUCAGGAAGUCCAUCAAAACAGUUCUAAGGAAUGUCUUGGCCGAAGAAACAAGUCGGACCUUCGAUUCCAAAAAUACAAAGUUUACUACAGACACCAAGAAUAGUGAAACUCCUAUAUAAUUUAUUUAUAGUGAGAGAUUUAAGUAUUGUACAAAGUGGGGUUUUGUGAUGUUUCUAAGUAGUUUUUGGGGAUAUUUUGUAAAGACGCCAUGUAGUCUGGAAGUUGAUUAAAUUAGCGGUCCUGGAUCUAAUUAUCUCCCAGACACAGAGGGGUAUGGGUGGGACCCCCAUAGUUUCAGUUAGUUACCUCCUGCCAGCGUCUGUGUAUAAAUAUGUACAUUUGAACCAAAUAAAGUGUGUUUGUUUUCACCCUU
Messenger RNA from Pelobates fuscus (common spadefoot toad), 1399 nucleotides. RefSeq names its product C3a anaphylatoxin chemotactic receptor-like. Gene Ontology annotation, biological process: inflammatory response; positive regulation of cytosolic calcium ion concentration; phospholipase C-activating G protein-coupled receptor signaling pathway. Gene Ontology annotation, cellular component: plasma membrane. Gene Ontology annotation, molecular function: G protein-coupled receptor activity; complement receptor activity. The transcript has 2 exons. Bases 87 to 1145 code for a protein of 352 amino acids. Lineage: Eukaryota; Metazoa; Chordata; Amphibia; Anura; Pelobatidae. The record is from RefSeq and is a predicted model, not a curated record.